CCUUAACUCCGGAAUUUCCGGAAGACACGACAACAAAUCUGCACUGCAUCGCUACGACCGGUUGUCCAAAUGGAUUACUUUAGAAAUAUGCUGGGGGGCCCUCAAGGCGAGGGCCAAACCCCCAGUGGAGCUGAAACGGUCGAACGACUGUGUGAAAGGGUUUCGUCUUCCACUUUGCUAGAUGACCGACGGGAUGCGGUUAGGGCUUUGAAAGCUUUGUCAAAGAAAUUCAGAUUGGAGGUGGGCACACAGGCAAUGGACAUACUGAUUAAUGUUCUGGAGCAAGACAGAAAUGAUGCAGAGAUCACUGGCUUCACAUUGGACACACUUUAUCAUGUUAUGUCAAAUGAACCAACAGAUGAAGAAGACACAUCAGCACCAGUCGACAGUGACCUGGGUGGUCAGUUCACAGAGAUUUUUAUCAAAAAGUCGGACAACGUCUCGCUUCUCUUGUCAUUUUUAGAGGAGUAUGACUUUCACGUGCGAUGGCCUACUGUGAAGUUGCUGACUGUUCUGCUGACUAACCGGCAAAAAGACCUGCAGGAAAUCAUCCUGGUGAUCCCCAUGGGAGUGUCAAGACUAAUGGAUCUGCUCUCCGACAGCCGGGAGAUCAUCCGCAAUGAUGCUUUGCUGCUGUUAAAUCAACUGACGAAAGGCCAUGCCAACAUACAGAAGAUCGUUGCCUUUGAGAAUGCCUUUGAGCGGAUCAUCGACAUCAUCAGAGAUGAAGGAGCAUCAGAUGGUGGCAUUGUUGUUGAAGAUUGCCUUCUGCUGCUUCAGAACUUGUUACGGAACAACGCGUCCAAUCAGAACUUUUUCAAAGAGGGCAGUUUUGUCCAGAGACUGACCCCGUUCUUUGAGCUGGAGAGUGAGAACAGCAACAAGCAGGGAGGAUGGUCUGCUCAGAAAGUCACCAACAUGCACCUGCUCUUACAGCUUGUGCGAACUCUUGUGUCUCCAAAUAACCCUCAGAACCAGACUGUUGCCUGUCAGAAAGUCAUGAACCAGUGUGGGCUCUUGCAAGAGUUGUGUUCAAUUCUUAUGGCCAGUGGUGUACCAGCAGAUGUCUUGACAGAGACAAUCAACACUGUGUCAGAAGUCAUUCGGGGCAGUACCGCAAACCAGGAAUACUUUGCUUCAGUCUUAGCUCCCUCAACACCACCAAGGCCCGCUAUCGUGGUGUUGUUAAUGUCCAUGGUGAAUGAGAAACAGCCGUUUGUGCUGCGCUGCGCUGUGCUGUACUGCUUCCAGUCCUUCCUGUGUAAGAACGAGGUGGGACAGUCACAGAUUAUACAGACGCUCCUGCCCACAGCGGCUGAUGCCAACUCUAUCACAGCUGGCCAGCUCCUGUGUGGCGGACUGUUCAGUGCCGACCCGCUGUCCAACUGGUUCGCCUCGGUGGCCCUGCUACACGCCAUCGUGGAGAACCACACGCAGAAGGAGCAGCUGCUGCGGGUACAGCUGGCCACCAGUCUGGGCAACCCGCCGGUCUCGCUGCUUCAGCAGUGCUGUAACAUGCUGUCUCAGGGCGGCAAGUUUCAGACUCGUAUUGGUCUUCUCAUGGUGCUAUGUGGAUGGUUGUGCGACUGCCCCAUCGCUGUCUCACACUUCUUGAGCAACACUGCCAAUGUACCAUAUCUGAUCUCGCAAGUGUCAUCCAGUGAGGGGGAGGAGCAUGAAGCCAUUGUGCAGGGCCUCUGUGCCUUUCUCCUGGGCAUCUGUAUGCUCUACAAUGAUGACAAAAGCGAAGCUUUCUCCAAGAGUGCCUUGAAGCAAGUCAUUCAGAACCGCAUCGGGCUGGAGUCGUUCACAGACAAGCUGACGCAAGUGGCACAAAACGAGAACUACACACGCGCCGCCAAGAAACCACAUUUGUACUACAAGCACCCCAACGAGAUUGUCUUUGACUACUCCUUCACGCGUCUCUUCAAGAGUUUAGAAAACGAGGUGUUGAAGGCGGUGUCUGGCUCGGGCGGCGCCAUCAACGGACGCACGCUGCUGGGUGGGGACGAGGACCAGUACAAGGCUCUGCUGAGGGAGCAGGAGGAGGUGCUGAGCGGGCUGAGGCAGCAGCUGGAGGAAAUGCAGGGGCAGAACAGCGCGUCAGAGAGGCGUGUCGCCGAGCUCACCGACCAGGUCCAGCAACUCCGGGACCAGAACGCCCUGCUGAAGGCACACAAAGGUAGUCAGGGCACUCCGCCCCCAGUAGCAGCGUCGCCGUCCGGAGCCUCCGCCGAGGAAGUGGAAAGUCUGCAGCGGGAGGUGGACAGUCUCAGGUCUCAGCUCACGGAGAAAGAUGCUCAGCUCCAAGCCAGUGCCGCUGGAGGAGACGAAGACAAGGAGAACAACCCAGAUGGCGGGGCUGUGCUUCAAGCUUCCCUGGCUCGCCUACAGGGGGAGGUGGCCAGCCGAGACCAGGAGAUCUCAGGUCUGAAGGCCGAGGUGACUCGACUGACCACUGAGCUACAACAGAAGUCAACACAGUCUGCCGAAGCUUCCUCUCCAGAGUCAGACGCCGCCACCGCAGAGCUCCAGUCGCGGUUACAAGCCAGCGAGUCUCAGGUGGCCGCCCUCACGGAGGAGCGGAACUCUCUGCAGGAACGAGUCAAGAAAUCCAACGAGGAGAACCUGAAGCUGGCCAGUAAUGUGCGGACGUUGGAGGAAGAGAAGCAGAACGCGGGCGGAGACCUGCGGGAGGAGAUGGAGACGUUGAAGAAGGAGCAGGACGACCUCUUGGUUCUGCUGGCCGACCAGGACGCCAAGAUCGACAAGUACAAGACCAAGUUGAAGGAGCUCGGACAAGAGGUUGAGGACGACGACGAUGAUGAUGAUCUAGAUGACGAUGAUGAUGACGAUGAUGAGGGAGAUGCUGACUGAUCUAGAGGACAAUAGUGAUAACCAAUUUAUGCCAAGUUUUGAGCGUGUGUUGUAUAAUUUUGAAUGCCGACGUUGAGGUUGUCUGAAAAGUUUGAGCUGGAUAUUGUUGUGGCUGUGGGUAAUGCUGGAGACUUUUGACAACUCUCUACCCGAAGACUUGAUUCUACCCGAAGACAGGAUUACCGCAUGCUUUAGUUUGUCUUGCCAGCUUGCUUUGUCCGAUAAACACUGCGGCAAAAGUGCCAGAAGUCUUUUGGUUUCAGAUUCUCUGACAGGUUGCUUUUUGGCUUUAUGAUUAUGAUUUGUGCUUAAUGUGGAUACUAAUUUGUCGUUUUUUCUUUUUCUUUUUGCAGAGAAAAAAAGGGAACUCAUGUUGGAUGGAUGUAAUAGUUUUUUUUCAAAAGUUAUGAUCAUGUGGCUUUUAAAAAAUUAGGUCUAAUAUCAGUAUCCACGAUGAAAAAUAAAAGUUCACAUUAGAUAAAUUUUGUUAGAAAGUAAGAGGUAUUUAGGUUCUUCAUAGUUUAAACCUGGGGUGAUGAUGAGUUGGAAGGUGACUAUAAAUGACAUUUUCUUUAAAAGAAAAGGAACAAUAAAGGAAAGUGUGAAGGGUGAAUGAUGAUCUGUGAGUGUGAGUGGUGAAACAAGAUACUGCCAGAAUGCUUGGUUCCCUUUGCUUGUGGAGGAAAUUAUGGAGGCAUUCAUAAUACGCUGCAAUAUCUCUAUGUUUGUUUAAUUAAGUACUGUUGUAUGUGUGGAUACUUAUAAUAUAAGCCUGAAUGACUGUGUUUAUAUACUUUGCUUCUUUUGAUCAUUCAGUGCUUUUGUAGGCCUGUGUUUUCCCCUGAAGAUAUUCCCUGUCCCCUUUUGGUUUGUGGAGUUUUCCUUCCCCUUGUUGAUUUGCUUGGCAAAGUGUGCUUGGAGUUGUGAGAAUGGUGAAGCGUGAGGAAGAAGCAAUUCUGUCUGAUCAUUUUAUUAAGGAAAAUAAACAUUUUUAUGUUGUCCACGUA
This is a messenger RNA of Aplysia californica (California sea hare), 3884 nucleotides long. Its product is annotated as general vesicular transport factor p115. Gene Ontology annotation, biological process: intracellular protein transport; endoplasmic reticulum to Golgi vesicle-mediated transport; transcytosis. The transcript has 22 exons. Bases 70 to 2877 code for a protein of 935 amino acids. The record is from RefSeq and is a predicted model, not a curated record. Gene Ontology annotation, cellular component: Golgi stack; endoplasmic reticulum; ER to Golgi transport vesicle membrane. Lineage: Eukaryota; Metazoa; Mollusca; Gastropoda; Aplysiida; Aplysiidae.